GAGGAGGACGACUCGCAAGAAUCCGCUCGCUGCUGUGUGCACAGCCGGAAUCAUGUCGAGUUUGGCGGUGAGAGACCCGGCAAUGGAUCGAUCACUGCGUUCCGUGUUCGUGGGGAACAUUCCGUAUGAGGCAACGGAGGAGCAGUUAAAGGACAUUUUUUCGGAGGUUGGUUCUGUUGUCAGUUUUCGGCUGGUGUACGAUAGAGAGACGGGGAAACCCAAGGGUUAUGGCUUCUGCGAGUACCAAGACCAGGAGACCGCGCUUAGUGCCAUGCGGAACCUGAAUGGGCGGGAGUUCAGCGGCAGAGCGCUUCGGGUGGACAAUGCGGCCAGUGAAAAGAACAAGGAGGAGUUAAAGAGCUUAGGGCCUGCAGCGCCCAUCAUUGACUCACCCUAUGGGGACCCCAUCGAUCCGGAAGAUGCCCCAGAAUCGAUUACCAGAGCGGUCGCUAGUCUCCCCCCCGAGCAGAUGUUUGAGCUGAUGAAGCAGAUGAAGCUCUGUGUCCAAAACAGCCACCAAGAAGCUCGAAACAUGUUACUUCAAAACCCUCAACUGGCUUAUGCGCUGUUGCAGGCGCAGGUAGUGAUGAGAAUCAUGGAUCCAGAGAUUGCUCUGAAAAUUCUGCAUCGCAAGAUACAUGUGACACCACUGAUCCCAGGCAAAUCUCAGCCUGUCUCUGGCCCCGUCUCUGGCCCCGGCCCUGGCCCUGGCCCUGGGCUCUGCCCAGGACCUAAUGUUUUGCUGAACCAGCAGAAUCCUUCAGCUCCUCAGCCUCAGCAUUUGGCUAGAAGACCUGUGAAAGACAUUCCCCCUCUGAUGCAGACCCCUAUCCAGGGUGGAAUUCCGGCCCCGGGGCCCAUACCAGCUGCGGUUCCUGGACCUGGUCCUGGUUCCUUAACUCCUGGUGGAGCUAUGCAGCCCCAAGUUGGAAUGCCAGUGGUUGGUCCAGUGCCUUUAGAACGGGGGCAGGUGCAGAUGUCGGAUCCUAGAGCUCCUAUGCCUCGUGGACCCAUGACUGCUGGUGGACUACCUCCUCGAGGACUGUUAGGAGAUGCUCCAAAUGACCCACGUGGAGGGACUUUGCUUUCAGUCACUCACACUGGAGAAGUAGAGCCCAGAGGCUAUCUUGGGCCACCUCAUCAGGGUCCCCCCAUGCACCAUGCCCCUGGUCAUGACAGCCGUGGUCCUUCCUCACAUGAGAUGAGGGGAGGGCCAUUAGCAGAUCCCAGAAUGCUCAUUGGAGAGCCCAGAGGACCUAUGAUAGACCAACGGGUUCUACCUUUGGAUGGUAGAGGUAGUAGAGACUCUCGAGGGAUGGAGACUCGAGCCAUGGAAACUGAGGUCUUAGAGACACGUGUGAUGGAAAGAAGAGGAAUGGAGACCUGUGCAAUGGAAACCAGAGGGAUGGAAGCAAGAGGCAUGGAUGGAAGAGGCAUGGAGAUACGAGGCCCUGGCCCAAGUUCCAGAGGCCCUAUGACCAGUGGAAUCCAGGGUCCUGGCCCCAUUAAUAUGGGGGCAGGUGGUCCUCAGGGGCCCAGGCAGGUCCCAAGCAUUUCAGGGGUGGGGAAUCCUGGAGCUGGCAUGCAGGGAGCAGGCAUGCAAGGAGCAGGUAUGCAGGGGACAGGCAUACAGGGGGCAGGCAUGCAGGGAGCGGGCAUGCAGGGAGCGGGCAUGCAGGGAGCAGGCAUGCAAGGAGCGGGUAUGCAGGGAGCAGGUAUGCAGGGAGCAGGUAUGCAAGGGGCAAGCAUACAAGGAGUAGGCAUGCAGGGAACAGGUAUACAGGGGGCUGGCAAGCAAGGUGGAGGCCAGUCUAGCAGUUUUAGUCCUGGGCAGAGCCAAGUGACUCCACAGGAUCAAGAAAAGGCGGCUUUGAUCAUGCAGGUUCUUCAACUGACUGCAGAUCAAAUUGCCAUGCUGCCUCCUGAGCAAAGGCAGAGUAUCCUGAUUUUAAAGGAACAAAUCCAGAAAUCUACUGGAGCUUCUUGAAAGGUUUCAGAAAAUACUUGGCAGUAAUCCCAGAAAGUUUUUUUUGUAGCAUGGAGAAUGGGUGCAAAUAGCUGACUUCUGCAUCCCCACAGUUGAAUGAUUAGGUUUCCUCCUGCCAGAACCUAAUCUCGUU
Molossus molossus (Pallas's mastiff bat) is the source of this 2120-nucleotide messenger RNA. RefSeq names its product cleavage stimulation factor subunit 2 tau variant (gene CSTF2T). The transcript has a single exon. NCBI's taxonomy places the organism in Eukaryota, Metazoa, Chordata, Mammalia, Chiroptera, Molossidae. Gene Ontology annotation, cellular component: mRNA cleavage and polyadenylation specificity factor complex. Gene Ontology annotation, biological process: mRNA 3'-end processing. Bases 53 to 1987 code for a protein of 644 amino acids. The record is from RefSeq and is a predicted model, not a curated record. Gene Ontology annotation, molecular function: mRNA binding.